AUGAUUAAGAUACUUUAUUUAGUAGCAGUAAUCGCGGUGGUCGUUGCACCACAUGCGGAGGCUGAAAUCUUGUGCAGCACGGCAGCGUCCACCCUAUCUCCAUGUCUCAACUAUGUCAUGUACGGCGGCCAUCAGGUACCAUCUAACUGCUGCGCCAGUAUUAAGUCACUUUACGGCAUGGCUGAGACCACAAGUGACCGACAAUCUAUUUGCACGUGCUUGAAAACGGUGGCGGCGUCUGCCUCCGCGUCCAGCAUUAAAAACGCGGCUGGCCUUCCGGUGCGGUAUUUUUGUAAUGGCGUUUUUAUGUUGCAGGGUGCAGUAAAACUGAAGAUGGAAUGGAGAUUUUAUACUACAAUUAAUAAGAGAAGUUUAUUGGAAAACUUGGGUAUAACUGUUCUUUAA
This is a messenger RNA of Olea europaea var. sylvestris, 405 nucleotides long. RefSeq names its product non-specific lipid-transfer protein 1-like. Gene Ontology annotation, molecular function: lipid binding. Gene Ontology annotation, biological process: lipid transport. Lineage: Eukaryota; Viridiplantae; Streptophyta; Magnoliopsida; Lamiales; Oleaceae. The record is from RefSeq and is a predicted model, not a curated record. Gene Ontology annotation, cellular component: membrane. Bases 1 to 405 code for a protein of 134 amino acids. The transcript is spliced from 2 exons.